AAUCUAUUUGUUAUUCACAGUGGCCUCCAUGAGCAAUUCCUGGUGCAUGGAAACACCACGGCUGCUCUUUGUCACGUCUUUUGUGGGACCGGCCGCUUCAGCCUCAUAGCAUCACUCCCCACAUGCAGAAUAAGAGGUGUGAGCGCGAUGGGCUCUGGAAGGUGGUGGGAAGGCUGCGGAAGACACAGGAGAAUCGCAGUAGCUAUCGGAAGGUCUUACACAGGCUGGAAGCAUUUGUGUUCCCCAUUUGCAGUUACAAGAAGCCCAGUGAAGCAAUCCCCAUUGGAGAAAAAGAAACCUCCAAGCCAAACCAGCCAAAAUCCAAGGUUAUCAAGUCUCCACCGAAACCAAAAGGAUGAGAUCCUGUUCCCCAGCCUGGGAAGCAGCAGGGAGCAGGUAAGCCAAAAUAGGAGCCGAAGCCCCGGAAAGCGGUGGAGUGGAGCUGUGAAUCCUAGCAACAGGCGGAGAGAGAACUGUACAUUUCUUCAUGUCCUCCAAGUGUUGGUGCCUUCUGAAAAGCAGAGUAAACCCCCACAGAACCAGCCAGCAUAUAUUUCGUGGCAGGAUCGGGGCCUCAGACACCACAAACUGUUCCUUUUUGGGAUCAAGAUCCUGAGAUGCUGCAGGAAAUUUGGGCUGGAGCAGAUCCUCUCACACAGGACAUCAGAUGUGAUCUGCUCCAGGCGUGGGAUCCCCAAUCCAGUCAGAUGGGAUGGGACAGCUUCUCAAGUUUUGACUCAGUCACUUGAAUGGGAGGCUGCUGUGUGAAGGUGCACAAGGAUGGACUGGAGCAUCUAAAUGGAGACCCCCAAACUCUGUUGCACAGGAGCUGCCGGCCGUGCUGUUCCAGUUCAGGGGCUCCUGCAACAGAAAAGAUCAGCUGUUGGAGAACCCAUGGAAAGCCCUGGGGGAGAGCCAUGGCCGCAAGGUAAUCAGCAGGCAAAGUUAUUACCAUUAUGCUGCUAAUUAAUUCCCAGCUCAUUACGUUUCCUGUGGCUAAUUUGUACUCGCCGCUGAUUUGAUUAAACUCAUCUCUAUGCUAAUAAAUGUGUUUUCCAUUUGUUUUAGCGACUGUAGGAAGAGAGCCCGGUAUUUACAUAUUUUGACGUUUAUCAAAUAAAACGCGGCGCCUGAAUUAA
Molecule: messenger RNA, 1139 nt
Organism: Columba livia (rock pigeon)
Lineage: Eukaryota; Metazoa; Chordata; Aves; Columbiformes; Columbidae
Exons: 9
Coding region: 148-768 (206 amino acids)
Source: RefSeq, a predicted model, not a curated record